Messenger RNA from Menidia menidia (Atlantic silverside), 6841 nucleotides. The record is from the annotation of a GenBank genome assembly. NCBI's taxonomy places the organism in Eukaryota, Metazoa, Chordata, Actinopteri, Atheriniformes, Atherinopsidae.
CUGUUCCACUUACUCAGAAAAAAGGAUUAUACCGAAGAUAUUAUCACCAGCAGAUACCUGUAUCUUAUUUCUUCAAAUUUUGUUAGGCCUCCUCCUGUUCCCUGCGACGUGUUGAUUGAUAAGGCAUUCUCGCUUCUGAUAGGCUCGCGCCUGGUGAUUGGCAGCCGGGAGUCCCGCCCCUCGCUGUGUGCACGUGUAUCGGGUCUGUGCUGCUAUGAGAGCCCGAGCAUCAGAGAGUGGAGUGGAAACAGGAAGAGGAGGCAAGGGGAAGAAAGGAGACGGAGAGGAUCGGGUGAGACAAGGUGGAAAGGAGUGAAAGGGAGGAAAAGGGGAGCAGAGGGCUGCGUGGACCAAAGACUAUUAAAAAAAACAAAAACUGGAGCUCAGCUAUUUAAAGCGAUCCGAGACCGCCUGCACGGGUCUGCUGUCCUGCUAUUCCUGACUGAUAGCGCUUCACUGAAAGACCGCCUCUCGCUCUCAGGUGUGAAGUGGAGAACCUCCCUAAAACAGACCAAGACUGGCUGCAUGUAUCACUCAGCAGAGCUCUACUCUGGCCGUAACGCAUGGGACUCCUAUCCGAUUGGAGGACCUAACAGAGGACAAUGGGCGCCUGUAAACGCUCGUCCAUGGAGCCACGCACAAAGAUGCCAGGAGGGGCGCAAUCAGUCACAUCAUUCACUGUCAAACCGUCUUUAUAACAGAGGGGACAGGGCGGUCCACCAUGUGCAGGACAAGGGCAUCUCGAAGGGACACCGACAGCUGCCACCGAGAGUUUGGGAAGGCAAAGAGCGGCCGUUCGAGGCCCAGAACUGGCACCACGGCUCCACGCGCUCCUUCAAUCACCCGGCCGGCGCCAACAGCAGAUACCCGCCAGGACCCGGACAGCGAUAUGCAGGCUUAGACGGCAAUGGGGAUCCUCGACUGAACCGCAACACCAGGGACCUGCCGCCCCCACCGGACAGAUGGGCGCCCUCGGACUGCCGCAGGAGCUUUCCCACCAGAUUGGCAAACGACAGAGAGGGACCCUGGAAAAGGCCGGCCUUCCACCAGCGGCGAGAGCAGCUGCACCAGCACAGCCCUCCCCCACAGCACCACCUAGCUCCGAGGGACGUGUGCCCUGCCAAAAGGAGAAGGGACUCAGCACCUGAUCAGCCAUCUCAUCCCGGAUCAAGGCAUUUACCUCUACCUGCCCCAUCACCACCUCGCCACCAUCGCUGCCCCCAAGACGACUGGGCAGGCCCCUGCCACCACUCUGACCACAGGACCUCAACCACACAGCAACUGGAAACCUCUAAACUGCGCGCUGGAGGCCAUGGCUUUGGGAACUUGGACGCUCCAAACCAGAGCUGCGGCGGGAGAGCACCGCACCACAGCAACAGGGGGAGGGUGGAACGCAGGAUCUCGGCUUCACCAGCAGACCACACCCGUGUGCCUUACAGCCAGCAAAACCACCAUUACCACCAUCAGCGGCACACAAGCCACCCCAGAACCCCACAGCACAACGCCCCAUCAGGCCCUCCGGAGGAGAAAGACUCGCGGAGCCAUCACCACAAACAAAGCACAGAAACUGAGUGCACUCAUCUUAGAGGGGCUUCGAGGGAUUCGGCCCUCUGCAAGAAUCCUGCUGCAGACCCUCCUCCCUUUUCAUCCCUGCUCAGUCCUAAAGAUGGAGGGUCCACGUCCAGCAGUCCAGGUUCUCCCUCUAGUCCGUCUCCAGGCUCUGCGACCAGCGGCAAGAAAGAUUCAGCAGACGGGAAACAAUCUGGUCCCGCUCCCAGCGAACAGCAGCAGAAAUUCCUAGCGAGCCCCGGUCACGGCCAGAGACCGAGCCUGGCAUCCGCCCCGUCACCUAAACCUCACACCGGUUCAAAAGCCAGGCUCUCAGAUGCCAAACACAGGAAGAGCUCCCUCUGUUCCCAGCGGGGCCCUCUCGCCAAGUCAAGAGCAAACAAGCCCGAGGAGGAGCCGGAGGACGACAAAAAGCCUGAGUACAAACAAAAAGAUAAGCUUUUGAAAAGAGAGAGGAAAAACGAUGCGGAAAAAGCAAAUAGAAAGGGAGAAGAUCGGAAAAGGCGGAAGAAAAAAGAGGAGAGAAGGCCGGGGGAGAAGAAAAGAAGGAGAGAGAAGAUGACGAAGAAGGAAAAAAAAGUAGGCUCGAAAAUCAAGAUCACACAAAGUGAAGUGUUUUCCUCCCUCUAUGUUUCCUCCUCUGCGGGAGAAGCUAAACUGGAGGCUGCGUCCUCUUCCCCGGACACUCAGGACCGGACACCCCCCAAACACAAGCACAGGCAGCGGACUGAGAAAGCAGGGAGGACAUCACACAUAGCGCCCACAGAAAGCUGCACCUCCCAGCCUCCGUCCUCAGAGAGGCAGAAAACGCCCGGCAGCCCCACAGAGCCCCCGGUCAAGAAGCGGCUCACACAAUCCCCCCCGGUCAGCAUCAGCCGGGCCGGCCGCGGCAACUCCCGCCCAGAAAGUGGACCAAAAACCACGCCGGACGACACCUUCCCCUCGCUGGUGCGUAAGGCCUUAGCACCUCUCAGCAGCGCCUGCCCCAGUGGCGGGCCCGUGCAAAGGAAAGACGGCGGACAGGGGGGGGUGCUCAGCGCCCCCGACCUUCAGCCGGUGGCCACGCUGGGGAAUCCGAUGGAAACGGGCGACAACUUGGCCAACACCCCCCCCCCCCCCCCGCGGCAGGGCCCCCCCGUGUCGGACCUGGAAGACGACGAGGAAGAGCUGAGCCGACCGGUCCUCCAGCCCAGCCCCACCCAGUGCUUCUCCCCCCCGCCCGCGGACAGCGAAAGCAACGACGGCGCGGCCAAGGACCCCGCCGAGGACACGCCCGACGGCUUCCACAGCGACCCCCCCGAGGCCCGCAGCCCGCCCUGCUCAAUCAGACAAGUCGCAAAGGUGGACCCAGAGGAGGAGAUGAGCAGACAUGAAGAGACGUCCGACCUGCUUCUCAGUGAGUUUGAGAACCACAAAACAGGUCUGGACGAUGUCUUUAAGAGCCUCGCCAACUUCCUGGGCGGUCAGAGGGUCACGUGUCGAGGCGGCCCGUUUGGCGGGGGUCCUACGAGGGGCACAAAGUUCUCAUCCUGUCUCACAAUGGCCCCAGAGAUCAACUCUCAAGGUAACUCCCUGGAGUCCACUCCCACGUCAUCCUGCGAGUCCAGCAAUCAAUCGCCAACUCACACUACCUCAGAGUCCCUUCUACAGUUCCAUCAUUUGCCAUAUCUGAGGGAGCCGGACACCGACGACAAGGCGCAGGAAAAGAGGGAAGAACCCGAGGCAGACGGGAAAGCGAAACUGGAGGGGAAGGAUGCAGAGAUCCUCCUGGAGAGGGCAAACUCGUCCCUUUUGAGUGCAGAGCUGAGAGUGACCACCGCACACUCGGCCUCUUUCACCAGCGUCAUUACUGUCACUACCAAGGAAGAGAGAGGCACCAGCAAGGAAACGGAGCGCACAGCCACAAACAGGAAGAGAAAACAAAAGGCCGUGGAGGUAGGAAGAGAGGGGGAGAUCAAGAUUAAGAUAAAGAGAGAGGAAGGCAAGGUCAAAAAUAAAGUUACUGAAAUGAAGAAUUUUGGGGAGAUGCCAGUCAUCCAUAGAAGUUCCUCCAGACCCCUCACAGACAGUAUUAAGGGCCAGGUUCCUCAGGAAAAUCCAACCCCACACGGAAAAGACAUCAAGAGGGAAAAACCGGUCAGUGGGAAUGCAGAUGUAAAGGUGGCGACAAACAAGAGGCCGGAGACAGAAAAUAAGUGGAGCUCAGAGACAGACGGCUCCAAGUCGGUGGCCACAUCACAGCCGGGCGCCCCCACAGCUGCGGCCAAGCCGCCGGCGGACCCCCUGAAGCUCAAAGCGUUGUCCAUGGGACUGCGUAAGGAGCUGAGGAUCCUCCUGGUCAAAAUGGACAGCCCCGGAAGGCACACCUUCAACAUAUCAGAGCUGGAGGAGCAAAAGAUCCCGCUGGCCAGCAUCAGCAUCCAGAACACGGCCACCGAAGUGGUGCGGGCGUGCAGGGGGACAACCGUGAGGGGGAAGUUCAAGGAGUCGUACCUGCAUCCGGCUCUCUCUGUUAAGCCCAACAUUGCCAUCUCAACCCUGAUUCCCCGAGAAAAGCUGAACCCUCCAACACCAAGCAUCUAUCUGGAGAGCAAGAGGGACGCCUUCUCUCCGGUUCUGCUUCAGUUCUGCACCGACCCCAAAAACGCAGUCACCGUAAUCCGAGGUCUCGCCGGCUCACUCCGCCUUAACCUCGGCCUUUUCUCCACUAAAUCCCUGGUCGAGGCCAAUUCGGACCACGCCGUGGAGGUGAGGACUCAGGUUCAGCAGCCCGCCGACGAAAACUGGAACCCAAACAGCUCGCUGCAGACGUGGCCCUGUGAAAGCAGCCGCUCGCACACCACCAUCGGCAAAUACGCCCAGUACCAGGCCUCCAGCUUCCAGGAGAGUCUGCAGGAGGAGAAGGAGAGCGAGAAUGAGGAGGAGGGCGAGCAGACCUCAGAGCCAUCAGGGACAACGAAAGCUGCCCUGUCGUUGGACAGCGGCAGAGGCAAUCCCAGCCCAGCAACAAACAAAUCCAGCUGCAAUCCUGCCAUCGGCAAAGACCAGCCAGUUAAUGCCACUAGCACACUCAGCCCAGAGCAGAAAAGUUCCAGAAAGAUCAUUAAAUUCGGGACCAACAUCGAUCUCUCCGACCCUAAAAGGUGGAAGCCCCAGCUUCAGGAGCUGCUGAAGCUGCCAGCUUUCAUGCGAGUGGAGUCCAGCAACAACAUGCUCAGCCUCGUGGGCCACACCAUCCUGGGCAUGAACUCCGUCCAGCUGUACAUGAAGGUCCCCGGCAGCCGCACGCCAGGCCACCAAGAGAACAACAACUUCUGCUCGGUCAACAUCAACAUCGGCCCCGGCGACUGCGAGUGGUUCGCGGUCCACGAACACUACUGGGAGGACAUCAACAGAUUCUGUGACAAGCACGGAGUGGAUUACCUGACGGGGUCCUGGUGGCCGGUGCUGGAGGAUCUGUACAGCUCCAACAUCCCCGUGUACCGCUUCAUCCAGCGGCCGGGGGACCUGGUGUGGAUCAACGCGGGGACCGUCCACUGGGUCCAGGCCGUGGGCUGGUGCAACAACAUCGCCUGGAACGUGGGCCCGCUCAACUCCUACCAGUAUCAGCUUGCCUUGGAGCGCUUCGAGUGGAACGAAGUGAAGAAGGUCAAAUCCAUCGUCCCCAUGAUUCACGUCUCCUGGAACGUGGCCCGCACCAUCAAGGUCACAGACGAGAACACCUACAAAAUGAUCAAACACUGUCUGAUGCAGUCCAUCAAGCACAUCCAGAUUCUCAGAGACCAGCUGGUAGCUGCGGGGAAGAAAAUCUGUUACCAGGGCCGGGUGAAGGACGAGCCAGCCUACUACUGCAACGAGUGUGAUGUGGAGGUGUUCGACCUGCUGUUUGUGACCAGUGACAACAGCCCCAAGAAGACCUACGUGGUGCACUGUGAGGACUGCGCCCGGGCCAAGAGCUCCAAGCUGGAGGGCGUCGUGGUGCUGGAACAGUAUCGGAUCGAGGAGCUGAUGAGAACCUACGACAGUUUCGUUCUGACUCCAUCACCGCCUUCAAAGUGAGGACAUCACGCAUCUUUCAGCCAUAACCAAAACUCUAACGGCACUACAGAUGUCGUCCUCCAGGCAAACUGCUCUGCAAACACUUUCUCAAUCAGCCAAUCACGUUUACUCUGUAUUGUUUACAUCACACAAUAAGGUAUGGAUACUCAGCCAGUCCAACUAUAGCUCACUGUCUUCCCCAUACCAGCUGCAGAUUGGACCUGUGUUUUGAAAUAGAAUGACUAGACUGGUUCCUCUCAUGAAAAGCAUUUCAGACAAGUGGAGACAAAAAAAGAAGGAAAGAAAGAACACAAAAUCAAUGUGAGCACUGCUAGCACUGAAGAUCAGGUUAUAUAUUUUCAACGGAAACUGCUGUGAUUCAAAAAAAGCGUCAAGUAGCCGGUUCUGUGUAAUGAUUCAGGUACUUUUAUGCAAAUUCAAGUAGACUUUUUUUACACCAAUCUAGUUAUUCUAUAUGUCCAUGAAUUUGCUGUGAUUCUAUUGUACCAGCAGGGGAAUCGCUUCACAGGAGAAGUAGCUGAUUGUCACGUUAAGCAUUGUAUUGGUUCCUGUUUUUGUUUGGUAUUUCAGGUUAACUCUGACAUCUGUAAUUCCUGUCUGUAAACUCUUCGAGGUGCUAUUCCAAUCUUAUUUAUUCUCGUUAGAUACUCUUAAAAAGUUUUACCAGCCUAGAAGUACACCACAUUGGCCUUGUGAACUGUAUUUAGAGGUAAUUAGAUGGUAAAAAAAAAACAAACACGACUACGGUUUUAUGUAAACAUUAGAAAAUUAUACAAAAAGUUUUCUGAGUUUCUCUAAAAUACGGGUUUACCAGAGGACUAAUAUGGUUUCACUCUUAGUUGGAAAUCAACUCUGUAAAGGAAAAAAUCUGACUUUUUUACGCUGGCUUUUUCCCAAGUCCAGCCAAACGGUGGUUAAAUGGUUUGUAUGAUACACAUGACAACAGACAUACUGUAGUGUGGUUUUUACUUUUUUGAAUGGGGAAGAAAUCGGUCCCAGUUUUAUACCUCCUUGUGUUGCAAUGCUCUUGUUUCUAGACAACAGAGAAAACUAAAUAACUGUAAAUUGUGAAUGACUCUAUGGGAUACACAGUGGUGUGCAUAGACAGAGGCGCAGAGGUGUGGGGGGGAGGGGCACGCUGUAAAGUAAGGUGCAAAAAAUUAACACAAUCACAAACUUCUGAGGCUAAAAUUAUGCCCUGAACAUCUGGCCA